Messenger RNA from Oikopleura dioica, 3129 nucleotides. The record is from the annotation of a GenBank genome assembly. NCBI's taxonomy places the organism in Eukaryota, Metazoa, Chordata, Appendicularia, Copelata, Oikopleuridae.
AUGAAAGCAAGCAAUGUAGCUGACUUCAACAAAGCGAUCAACGAAACUUACAAUGUUUUCAAAAACUUUUCCGAAAGUCAAGAUACCUAUUAUCCAGCUUCGCGUGGAAUCAUGAUGCUGUCUGAUGGCGCGCUCGAAGAAUACAACGAAGCCUUCAAUAACGCUACGAUUGCGCUGAACGAUAGCAACAUAAACUUCGAUGAUAUUCGUGUUUUUACUUACCUCAUCGGAAAAGAUUUAAAACAUCAAGUGCCACUCAAAAAUAUCGCCUGCUCUCGACGAGGUUACUAUACUCAUAUUGCUUCUCCCGCAGAUGUUAAAAACAACGUGAUGGAGUAUUUUCAUACGAUGAACCGCCCUCUUGUGAACCAAGCGGAUUAUGGUACCAAGCCACAGUGGAGUCCAAUGUAUUCUUCGAGUCUGAUUGGUGGGCUUAAAGUACAUGGACUCAUAGUAUCUGCUACACAAGCGGUUUAUUCAAAAGACAAUCUAACGAACAAAACGGGAUUACUUGGUGUCGUUGGUACAGACGUCCCUCUGUCGUUUUUGGAGCAAUAUCUACCAAAACCAUAUAUUCUCGGGCCGCAUGGUUACGCCUUCAUUACUAAUGCCAAAGGACAACUCUUGUCGCAUCCUGAUCUCAAGAUCAAGGAGGAUGAUGGUGUUUCUAUGAAGACAACUUAUCGAAGCAUGACUCUUAUUACGAUGGAGCUUUAUCGAGAAAGUCCAUCGCGAAAGAAGGACAUUACUGAGGCAAUACGUACAGCAGCAAGUGAGCAAACAAGAGUUAUUAAACGUGGAUUCGAGGCAAGAAGAAUCAUCGAGUGCGGAUCAGAUACCGUUUCUUGCAGAAAAUUAGCGACGGACGUCCUCACUGAUUAUAGUUUCCUCGGACUGAACGAGAACUUCGUUCUUGGAAUUGCUCAACCGAGGCUUAUGAAAAAUGGAAAUCUCCAGUUUGCACAGAGUACGGAGAAACUUCUUCUACCCAGAAACAAGAUGACGAGAGGAUCUGUUAAUCUUGUGCAAGAAUGCUCGAAACCUCUUGGAAAUCCAGGACAGCAGAGCAACCGAAAGCAGCUGAUUUGCGAAUUCUACAAUGGCGUGAAUUCAAAUUUGCUGAAACUUGCGGGUAACUGGGAAUUUUGUAAAUUCCAAGACUAUGUUUACACGGAUGAUCAGCGAUGUGCUUCAAUCAACCAGACACAAGUCAUUUUUGACUAUGUUUCUUCUACUAGAAAGGGUUCGGCUAAUUUCGAGUAUGUUUGUGAUGACAGUAUGAUCGACUCGCUUCUCUAUGACAUUCAUAUGACCGCGAUCUUGCCUGGAAUGUGGGCUGACUACUUACAGAACACUGGUGUAACUUCCGUCAUUGAUUUUGCUUAUGUUUUGACGAGAACCGGGCUUCUUCGAUUUUAUGAUAACUCGAAAACCGGUGACGUGAUCUCGAUGGAUCUUCUUGAGCCUUACAAGAUCGGUUUCGAGAAGUUUACUUAUUCCCGUUUAUUCCGCAUUGCCGCCAGCUACAAGAAGGGGACAACCGUCUAUUUGCUGAAUCCUAAAAAUCCUGAAAAGUAUCUCACCGCCAGAACGUGGAGUUUGGGGGAGAGCGAAAAUUUCAAACCACCGAAUUUCAGUUCGGAGCAUCAUGUAGCUAUGCUCACAGAGGGUUACCAGAUUCGACGCGAUUAUCUUGUUGAUCUCAUCAGAAAAGAAGCUGGGAAUCUCAAAUGCAAAAACUUAAACGCGGGCAAUACGACCGAGUCAGACUGUAACGGUGAUAUCAAGGAUUGUUAUCUACUUGAUGACUAUGGAACAGUGUUCGUUUCUGCCAACAAAACCGAGACCGGAUUUACUUUGGCUCAAGUUGAUUCCAAUGUGAUGCAAGCAAUGAAAAACGAUAAGAUUUUCAUUGGAAUAGGCGUCAAAGAUUACCAGGCAAAGAACUCUAGUCUCCAACAAAAUUUCACCGCGAAGGCUCAAGAAGCUUCUAGUGGUGGAUUUUUCGGAUUUUUCUCAUCUGGCUCAUCUGAAGCGGAAGUUAAAGAGGCAGACAUACCUGGAGCGUAUCUUUACGGCAAUGUUGGCACGGGAAAGACCAUGUUGAUGGACUUGUUUUAUUCUACAACUCCGGUCGUCAAGAAGAAGCGGGUGCAUUUCAAUCGUUUUAUGCUCGAUAUCCACGAGCGCAUUCACAAGCUAAGAUACUCACAGCUUGGCGCCAAAGAGACCUGGGACAAAAUCGCGGACGAUAUUGUCGAGGACGUGCAUCUUCUCUGCUUCGACGAGUUCCAGGUCACCGAUAUUGCCGACGCUAUGAACAUGAAGAGCCUCUUCUCCGCUCUCUUCAGGCGAGGCAUCGUAGUUAUUGCCACUUCGAAUAGACACCCAGAUGAUUUAUACUUGCAUGGUCUCCAACGACAGAAUUUCCUCCCCUUCAUCCCGAUGCUGAAGACACAAGUGGAACUCGUCAAUUUAGACUCGGGAAAAGAUUACCGAAAAUCUGAAGUUUUUGACUUCAAUUAUCCAUCUUGGCUCAUCAAGGGCGACGCUUCAUUGCCGCAACAAAUCGAAAAAAUCUACUCUAAAUUUGGGAAGGGCGAAAGCCAAGUUGAAAAUAAGAAUAUAACUGUGCUUGGACAUACUCUUCGUGUGCCUAAAGCGACUGGCGGUGUAGCUGAGUUCACUUUCGACGAAUUAUGCCAGGAAGGAUUAGGUGUACCAUUAGGCGCGCAAGAUUAUUUAGCGCUUUCUGGUCAUUACUCGGUGAUAAUCGUCAAGGACGUACCCCGGAUCGACCUGUACGUUAUGAACUCAGCACUGCGGCGAAUGAUUACUAUGAUUGAUCAAUUUUACGAUAAUAACGUGGCCUUAUUACUUGUACUGGACGUUCACCUGGACGAUCUCUAUUUCAGCUCACACUCUGGAGAUAGAGAGCUUACUAUGGAGGAGAGAAUGUUUAUGGAUGAUCAUCAAGUUCAGGGUGUAGCAGAAGGCGUUAAAAUAGCCACCCUUUCUGGUUCUGAAGAAGCCUUUGCUAUUGAGCGUAAAAUCUCACGACUUGCCGAGAUGAGCUCCGAGCAAUACUGGCGUGAAACAGAAAGAAUUUUCUUGCAAUCUAAAAAGUAA